AUGAGCCUCUCCUGCUGCCACGACGCCCGCCGCCACUACUACGGCCCUCACAAGACCCAAGACUGUGAAUCUCUUGUCAUGGGCUACAUCCUCCUCGUCGAUAGCUCGCCGACGGCGCUUCUCCCGGCGUUGCGCUGCGAUCCCCCUGGGAUCUUGACGCUUCCCACGCUCAGGCAUGGUAGUGGAGUUGCCUUGGGAAGCACUUUGGGGUGUUGUUGGUGCUGUCUAGGUGUGGUGUGAUGAAGACAGCACGCGUGACCGGUGUCUGCUCCGGUAGUCGCAAAAAAGCGGGAAAUUUUUCACCGAAACGUAAAAGGAGCAAGCCCCCAAAAAAUACGCCUUGCUCUUUUUACGGAAACGUAGAGGAACGCCUCCAUAUAUUUCAAGAAAAUACGGUUUCGUAACCAAAUACGUAUUUUUUUGGCCUGAUAAGACACACCCUUAGCUAUACAUCCAAUUCUUCGUAUUACUUCGUUUCCACCAUGGUCCUGCUGAUAUUUUCUUUUCUUUUUUUAUGUUGUUGGGGUCACAACACAGCAGCAAGUCACCGGCACCAGCUUUUCUUCCUUUUUUUUUGCCACUCCCUACAACCUUUCUUCCAUCGUCCUGCUGAUUUUUUCUUUGUUGCUGGGCUUACAGCACGUUGUUCCUCACAAACUUUUGUACAGACCUCCUGUGCGGCGUACGACCCAAACUAAGUCUUCGACGACCUCAAGGACGGCUGCACUGGAGAAAUCAAGGACGGCGACAUCAUCGUCAGGUCCUCUUCGACGACCUCAAGGACGGCUGCACUGGAGAAAUCAAGGACGGCGACAUCAUCGUCAGGUCCUGGGCCCUCCGGGACUCCCCGAAGGGACUCCACGCGCGCUGCGCGAAGCGCAAGCACACCGCCGUGCAGGUCUAACCAUCAACAUGCCGUACGAUCAACAACUCUUUGAAUACGAGCGUUUCGAGGCCCUGCUCACCGAGCAUUACAUCGAUCUCUACCAGGAAUCCUUCUACACGGAUUCUGAGUGGGGAAGUUGAGUCGCCCACGCCGAGAAAGCUCUUCCUACCGCGGAAGACUCCCAACUCGUGGAGUUCGAGACUUUUGAGGCCGAUUUCGAGGAAUAUUGCCAAGAGCAGUGGAUUUCGUUUUGUGCCGCGCGGGAAUAGCCUCUAUCCCAGGUCGAUUUCUUCUCAUGCAGUAAAGGAGUAAUUCAUCUUAUUCCUCCGAUGGCUUGCAUGUUUUCAAGGUUUUGGAGUUUUUGACAAUUUCCAGCAUGCACACAGCUACGCUUCGCAGAGUUUCCUGCUUUCGAUUCCUUCAUCCUAGUGGUGAGUUCUUCAUCCACACGUGCCCUGCAUGUCUCUUCAAGUACGCGUUCAGUGGUUUCAGUGUUGACAGAUUUCUCGCAUGCCUUUUGGCCUCGUUUGUCACAUGUUUCUUCUGGGUACUCGUGGAUGUCGCAGGACUACCCUCGGCACAGGCCCCAGUUCGAUUUCCUUUCCUACAGUACAGGGUACGAGAUUGCCGCGUACGGCUUUUCUGCUUUCGAUUCCUUCAUUCGAGUGGUGGCCUUUUCGUCCACACGUUCCCUGCACGUCUCUUCAAUUUGCGCAUUCAGUGGUUUGAGAUUUUUCACACGUUUCUCCCAUGCCCGUUGCCCUCGUUUGUCAUUUCUCUAUUCUGGGACUCAAGUGGUUUUUUUUUCUUCCAAUCGUAGGGCGCAGGACUACCCUCGCCACAUUUCCAUUUGGUUUCCUGCAGUACAGCAGUAGUAGUAGUAGCUCUUCUUCUACCGGCGUUCUUAAAUUCUAAUUCUACACCGAGUUCGUCUCCGGUGUUACAGCUGGCUUUUUGGUCAACUUCUUCAAUCCCUUCCACGCAAAGGUUGACAGCUUCAAUUCCUUCGUUCUCCU
Ectocarpus sp. CCAP 1310/34 is the source of this 1902-nucleotide messenger RNA. Lineage: Eukaryota; Phaeophyceae; Ectocarpales; Ectocarpaceae. The record is from the annotation of a GenBank genome assembly.